Messenger RNA from Penicillium mononematosum, 1416 nucleotides. Its product is annotated as FAD-binding oxidoreductase. Gene Ontology annotation, molecular function: FAD binding; oxidoreductase activity. The record is from RefSeq and is a predicted model, not a curated record. The coding region runs from base 1 to 1416 and encodes 471 amino acids. NCBI's taxonomy places the organism in Eukaryota, Fungi, Ascomycota, Eurotiomycetes, Eurotiales, Aspergillaceae. The transcript is spliced from 3 exons.
AUGGCCUCCCAAAUAUCCCGUGAACAGAUAGAGAUACUGAGGUGUCAAGUUAAAGAACCGACAUCCGUUCUUUGCCCAGACUCUGAAGGGUACGAAAACGGCCUGGAAAGAUGGUCAGAAGUUGGAUUUCAACGAGCGGGAGUCGUUAUGCGCCCGACAAGUACCGAGGAUCUUGCAAUCACCGUGCUCUUUGCCAGAGACAACCGUGUGGACCUAGCAGUCAAGGGCGGAGGACAUUCCACAGACACCUCCUCCACGAGUGAUGGAGGUAUCUUGAUCGACCUGGGUGGCAUGAGACACGUUAGUGUCAACUCAGCCGACUCCACUGUCACUGCACAGGGUGGUGCACUGUGGAAGGAUGUGAACGAUACUGCUGCUCGGUUUAAUCUGGCCGUAGUUUGCGGCACGGCCAGCCAAACGGGGGGUGGGGGGCUCACUGUCCGCGGGGGAUAUGGGUAUUUGACUCCGGAGCAUGGGCUAGUCCUUGACAAUCUUCUCUCUGCAAAAGUAGUGACUGCCGAUGGAAAAGUCCUAAACGCAUCCGCGAACGAGCACCCCGACCUUUUCUGGGCAAUUCGGGGCGCUGGAGCGAAUGUCGGGGUGGCAGCGGAAUUGACGUUUCAGACUCACAAGCAGGCCAACAAGGUCUGGUGCGGCACCAUGAUGUUCACGGGCGACAAACUGACAGAAGUUGUCGAGGCACUCAAUGGUGCGCUGGUUCAUCCACAGAGGAAGGCUGCAGCGCAAUGUGUCUUCGGUUUAUCACCUGAUACGGGUGCCCCGGUUAUCACCACGGUCCUCUUCUUCAAUGGCCCCGAGGAGGAAGGGCGGGUGCAUUUCUCUAGCCUUGUUAACCUGGAAUGUAUCGGCAUGGACAUGGAGAUGAGACCCUACGCAGAGGCCAACACCAUGCUCGACGAUGCAAUGCCACCAGGCGGAAGGAAAAAGACCAUUGGGGUGAAAUUCGCUUCGACUAUUCGGCCUGAAUUCGCCUCGGAAUUGAUGGAAGAGCUCGGCCGCAAACUCGCCACAGCGCCCGAAUUGGCCAAAAGUUGUCUCGAGAUCGAUUGUUUUGAUCUUUUCAAGGUGUAUGAUGUGCCCGUUACCGAGACUGCCUUCCCAAGUCGAACCAAGACUCUCAAUGGGGCUAUUCUCCUGCAGUGGGUCGAUCCGAACAAGGACCAGGAGUUUGUGGCAUGGGGAGAAACAAUCCAGAAUAUGUGUGAUAAUGAGUUACGACGAGCCGGUCAUGAGCCGGAUAAGCUGGUAUCGACGUUCUUCGGCUACACGCACGAUGACAACAUGACACCUGAAGAUAUGUUCGGAGUUAAUUCUGAUGCCUUGAUCAAAGUGAAAAGGAAAUAUGACCCAGUCGAUGUUUUCAACAAAUUGAAUCCUCUUGGCUUGUCUGGUUAG